AUGGCUGAUGUUGAGUCCUCUGUACCAGGUGAGCUGCAGGCUCAGAAGGUGCUCUAUUGUGCUGUCUGCACUCUACCACCAGAGUAUUGUGAAUAUGGAGGCACCGUGAAGAAAUGCCAGGAAUGGCUCCAGAAGACUCAUCCAGACCUCUACCACAGGAUAUGGUCACCUGAAGCCCUAGCAGCCUCCACAGCCGACCUCUCCAUCGAAGCCCAGAAGCGCGCCGAAAAGGAUGCCCAGAAGAAGACGGCCAAGGCCGAGGCCGCCGAGCAGAAGCAGGCCGACAAACGUGCAUCCAGCACGGUGGUCAUCAAGCGCAUCGAGAGGAACAAGCGCAAGUUCGUCACCGCCGUCUCGGGGCUCGAGGCCUUCGACCUCGAGCUGAAGAAGGUCGCCAAGGAGUUUGGCAAGAAGUUCGCCACAGGCUCCAGCGUCACAAAGACUCCAUCCGGCGGCGAGGAGAUUGUCGUGCAGGGCGAUGUGAGCGACGAGAUCGAGGAGUUUUUGCUCGAGAAAUACAAGCAGAUACCCGAGGAUAACAUCGAGUUCGUGGACGAUAAGAAGAAGAAGGGAGCGAGC
Messenger RNA from Cryphonectria parasitica EP155, 579 nucleotides. RefSeq lists its product as uncharacterized. The transcript has 4 exons. Lineage: Eukaryota; Fungi; Ascomycota; Sordariomycetes; Diaporthales; Cryphonectriaceae. Gene Ontology annotation, biological process: translation reinitiation; formation of translation preinitiation complex. Gene Ontology annotation, molecular function: translation initiation factor activity; mRNA binding. The annotation marks the transcript as partial. The record is from RefSeq and is a predicted model, not a curated record.